This is a messenger RNA of Trametes versicolor FP-101664 SS1, 1353 nucleotides long. Its product is annotated as Indoleamine 2,3-dioxygenase. Bases 1 to 1353 code for a protein of 450 amino acids. The record is from RefSeq and is a predicted model, not a curated record. Gene Ontology annotation, molecular function: indoleamine 2,3-dioxygenase activity; metal ion binding; heme binding. NCBI's taxonomy places the organism in Eukaryota, Fungi, Basidiomycota, Agaricomycetes, Polyporales, Polyporaceae. The transcript has 2 exons. Gene Ontology annotation, biological process: 'de novo' NAD+ biosynthetic process from L-tryptophan. Gene Ontology annotation, cellular component: cytoplasm.
AUGGUCAACCGCCUCCUCGACAGCACAGGAGAGCGUACCACAUACCGAGGUGCCCGCUCCGAUGGUCCCACUAUUGAGCCAUUCAGCAACCGGCUUUUCGACGUCGCCCCAGAAUCAGGCUUCAUUCCCUCCCAACCUCUCGCAAAGCUCAAAGGCGAGUUCGCGCUCUGGGAGAGGGCAUUGGCGGAUGCACCGCGUGUCUUGAAGCUCGGCGAAGACAAGGGCGACGAGGCACGGGCGAAGUUCAUGGAUGGAGAGCGUUGGCGCCAGCAGCUGCGAACGUGGCCGGUGCUCGAUGCUGCGCGGCUCGGUAACAAGCUUUGCGUCCUGAGGCGGGCCCACCUCGUCCUCACCAGCCUGCAACACUACUACAUCCACUCGCUCCCCCCUCAGCCAACGAACGCACCGAUUGUCAUUCCGAAGCCACUUUCCAUCCCCCUGCUCUACGUGUCCGAAAAGAUCGAUAUGCCGCCAAUCCUCACGUUCGCGGAUAUCGUCCUGUGGAACUGGGAGUUGGUCAACCCCGAUUUGCCGGUGUCCCUGAACAACAUGCGCUUCCUCACGGUCUUCUCGGGAACGGAGACCGAAAGGAACUUCUACGCCCUCUCGGUAGCCGCCGAGAUGAGGGGCGCCGAGAUGUUGCAGAUCUUCGAGCGGUUUAUGAACCUGCCCUGCCUCAACGAGCGAAGCGCCGUCGCUGCCGUCGCUCGGGACCUCGAACGUCUAGUCACCGUCGUCGACGAGAUAUCCGCGAUUCUGCAGGGAGCUCGCCAGAACAUCGAUCCUCAUACCUUCUACUGGGCUGUCCGCCCCUGGUGGAACGGCUCGAGUUCCGCCGCCCCCUGGGUCUUCGAGGGUGGUCCUCCUAACGCGUCCUACGACCUCGGGGGCGCGUCGGCCGGGCAGAGCUCGGUCAUGCACGCUCUCGAUAUCUUCCUCGACGUCGACCACGCGCUCAAGCAGACGAGGCAGCCGCCGCCGUCUGCGGAGAACCGCCGUGCGGAUACCGGGUUCAUGGAGAAGAUGCGCCGGUACAUGCCCGCGGAGCAUCGCGUCUACCUGGCGGAGCUUGCGAAGCGCCCCGUCCGCGAGGUCGUCUUGCGCACGCCCGCGCUCUGUGGGCCGUACAACGCGGCGGUGGACGCCCUGAAAAGAUUCCGGGACGGCCACAUCCGCAUCGGCACCCUCUACAUCAUCUCGCAGGCCAGGUCUACUCCUCCCGCAUAUAUGGGCGGCGCAGAGGCCUUCAAGAAGCCCACGAGCGAUCUUUCUUUGGGCACUGGGGGCAACCCUUUGGGUACGUUGUUGAAGGCCGGCCGCGAUGCGACGCAGCGUACCACCCUGCGGGACUGA